Molecule: messenger RNA, 744 nt
Organism: Psylliodes chrysocephalus
Lineage: Eukaryota; Metazoa; Arthropoda; Insecta; Coleoptera; Chrysomelidae
Source: the annotation of a GenBank genome assembly
AUGGACAGCCUAGAAAUGCUAGAUCCAAUCUCAUCAUCAUCAAUGACCACUCUCACCCCAAUGUCAGAAACCCCAUCGCACAUGCAUUCCUACGGCAUGAACCACGUCAUGAACCAUCACCAUCACGGAGGACCAUUGUCAGGACACAGUGCUCCCGGUCACCAUCCGGGACACCACGGAGGACAUCCUGGCGCACACCACCCCGCCAUGGCUGCGGCGGCUGCCGCUGCUGCCGUUGCUGGGUUACAUCCCGAUGCGGAUACGGAUCCAAGAGAAUUGGAAGCAUUCGCCGAAAGGUUCAAGCAAAGGCGGAUCAAGCUGGGUGUUACGCAGGCAGAUGUAGGCAAAGCGUUGGCCAACCUAAAACUACCAGGUGUUGGUGCGCUCUCGCAGUCGACGAUCUGCAGGUUCGAAUCCCUCACGCUUUCCCACAACAACAUGAUCGCCCUCAAGCCCAUCCUCCAAGCCUGGCUGGAAGAAGCCGAAGCGCAGGCCAAGAACAAACGAAGAGACCCGGACGCGCCUAGCGUACUCCCGGCGGGCGAGAAAAAGCGCAAAAGGACUUCAAUAGCGGCGCCGGAAAAGCGCAGCCUCGAAGCGUAUUUCGCCGUUCAACCGCGACCGUCGGGCGAAAAAAUUGCCGCCAUCGCCGAAAAACUGGACCUCAAAAAGAACGUGGUACGCGUCUGGUUCUGCAACCAAAGGCAAAAGCAGAAGCGCAUGAAGUUCGCCGCGCAACACUGA